AUGGUGUUAAAAAGUCUAGCACUUCAAAUAGAAACACUUCGUUAUCAGUAUGCAUUUGCUGUUCAGAAACAUGUAUUAGUGCCUUACAUGGAUGAGAUUUUUCAUGUAAAUCAGAUGCAAGAAUAUUGCAAAGGGAAUUAUUUAAAAUGGAAUGAUAAGAUCACUACUCCUCCUGGAAUGUACUGGAUACACUUGAUAAUACUUUGUGCUAUACCGGAUAUAAUAAAUAGAUGUGAUUUAUCAAUUUUUAGGAUGUUAAAUACUAUAACAGGAAGUUUUUGUGGAUUAUGUUUUGCUAAAGUUAUAACAUAUUUUCGGGAAAAUGAGUCAACAGAGAUGGAUGAAGUAGAAGGGAUAAUACUAGCUCAAUUUCCAUUAUUAUAUUUCCAUUCCUUUUUAUAUUAUACUGAUGUUUUAUCUAUAUUUGUUGUAUUUUUAUCACUAUUUUUGGCAUUAAGAAAACAGUAUAAAACAAGCGCUAUAGUUUCAUUUUUUUCAUUGACAAUUAGACAGACGAAUAUUAUAUGGGUUUUAUUUUUAAUUGGAAUUUCUAUUUUUCCUCUCAAUAGAUCUAUAAGAUCAAGUGAGCAGGAACUUAUGGUAUAUGAUGUGCCAGCAUUGUAUUUGAGGGAAAGGGUUAUUAAUAUAAAAGACUAUGUUUGCUUUAUUAAGUCGUUGUAUCGUUUUUUGUUUCAACAAUACAAGCAAAUAAUAGAAGUUAUAUGGCCAUACAUUAUUGUGGUAUUUUUAUUUGCAGUAUUUCUUCUUUAUAAUAGAGGGGUUGUUCUAGGCGAUAAGACAAAUCACACUAUUAAGAUACAUUUCCCACAAUUAUUUUACUUUUCGAUUUUUACAGCAUUUUGGGGAUCUCCACAUCUCUUAACUAAUGGUAUUAUUACACAUUUUUUCAAAUGGUCAUUAGGAAGUAAAUGGGCAUGUUUUCGUACAUGUGUAAUUAUAAUUAUUAUGGAGCUAAUUAUACAUUAUAAUACAAAAGAACAUCCAUUUCUUAUGUCAGAUAAUAGACAUUAUACAUUUUAUAUAUGGAGGAGACUUAUUAAAGUUCACCCAGUUGCAAAAUAUAUAGCGGCACCAUUUUACUAUGCUAGUAUGUGGGCUGUUUUAAAUAAAUUAAUGUUUUAUCAUAAAAUUUCUUAUAUUCUAUUAUUUACAAUUGCUACAACUUUAGUUUUGGGCUUUGUAUCAUUACUAGAAUUCCGAUAUUUUAUAACACCAUAUCUUUUAUGGAGAUUUAGUAUUCGAACUUCCCAUAAGUUAAGAUUAUAUGCAGAAGCAUUUUUAUUUUUGUAUAUUAAUUAUAUUACAACAAAUAUAUUUUUAUAUAAGCCUUUUAUUUGGGAAUCCGAACCUGGAAGCUUUCAAAGAUUUAUGUGGUAA
Molecule: messenger RNA, 1398 nt
Organism: Pneumocystis murina B123
Lineage: Eukaryota; Fungi; Ascomycota; Pneumocystomycetes; Pneumocystales; Pneumocystaceae
Exons: 7
Coding region: 1-1398 (465 amino acids)
Biological process (GO): protein N-linked glycosylation; dolichol-linked oligosaccharide biosynthetic process
Cellular component (GO): endoplasmic reticulum
Molecular function (GO): dolichyl pyrophosphate Glc2Man9GlcNAc2 alpha-1,2-glucosyltransferase activity
Source: RefSeq, a predicted model, not a curated record